This is a messenger RNA of Coregonus sp. 'balchen', 2272 nucleotides long. The record is from the annotation of a GenBank genome assembly. Lineage: Eukaryota; Metazoa; Chordata; Actinopteri; Salmoniformes; Salmonidae.
GAAUACCAAAUUGACAUCAUUUUUGCACAGACGUGGAUUGACAGCCGUCUGCAAUACAACAGCACCAUGAAGAUCCUGACGCUCAACAGCAACAUGGUGGGAAUGAUCUGGGUCCCUGACACCAUCUUCAGAAACUCCAAGAACGCAGACUCUCAUUGGAUUACGAUGCCCAAUCAGCUUCUGCGUAUUUGGAACGAUGGGAAGAUAUUAUACACGCUGAGGUAAAAUAAAUGGCUUUUCUUUAUCUGAUAUCACAGACAUUGUUGUUUUGAACAGCCGAUUAUCGUUCCGUUUUAGUUCAGAGAUUACAGCGUAGCAAACAUUGGGUUUUCCUUUUCAAGGAAAGAAAAAUAGUCAAUAUAAAUGAAAAUAGUGUCAUUACUACCUGUCUUUGCACUGAAGAUUACAUCUAGAAUAUUCCAACUUCCUCAGAAUUCAGGUAGAGUUCAACACAGUGUAAGAAAGUGGCACAAACACAACUGACGUCUCUGCCACAUACUGAUGCUACACCAAUACACAAAAAUAAACAUCUGUCUACUCUACGAUAAGACAAAUGUUGUUUUGUCUCUUUUUUCACUGCUCUGCUAUGUGGGUUAGCACACUUGGUACAUUCACUUUACACUGUAGUAUACUGUCUUAGGGAGAUCAUGCUUUUUAGGGUAUAAAUGUCAUCCUUUCAGUCCUUUUUUGUAACGUUUUCAACCGUGGACUCACCUCCGCUGAGAAAAGAGAGACAUCACCCUGCUGUUUGCAUCACUGAGUGAGGCAUUCCCUUGGCAACAGGCAAAGCACAGGAGAAAGGAUAAGAAUGUGUGGGCAAGUUAAUUAUUGCCAGCACUGACCUGGCUGGCUCCACAAGGCGGAAUCAUACAAGAUCCGCCAUUAUCAGCCAUUCUCAGUGAGUUUAUCGGUUAGUAUUAUCUUUGAGCAUUAUCGUUUAGCAUUAUGCAGUAUAUGAGUAUUAUCACUGAACAUUAUUAUUGAGCAUUAUCACUGAGCAUUAUUAGUUAGCAUCAUAUACUGCCCAUAAUGUCUAUACACACCAUCAUAUACAUAUAUAGAUAUUUAUAUUCCGGACUCUGACAUUGCUCAUUCUAAUAUUUCUAUAUUUCUUAAUUCCUUUCUUUAGAGUUUUUUGAUUUGUGUGUAUUGUUUUGUAUUGUCAGGUAUUACUUCACUGUUGGAGCUAGGAACAUAAGCAUUUCGCUACACCCGUGAUAACAUCUGCUAAAUAUGUGUACACAACCAAUAAAAUGUGGUUCGAUUUAUUGGUGAUGACUAUUGUUGAGCAUUAUAAUUGAGCAUUAUCAGUGAACAAUAUCAGUUUGCAUUAUUAAUGAGCAUUUUCAGUAAGCAUUAUUCAUCAGCAUUAUCAUUGAGCAGAUCUAGAAAUAUUUGUGAGUGGCAUCCUGGUCUGAUUAAAACAAUGGAGUCAAUCUAAGCUCCCAUCUAAGCUCCCAUUAAUUCCUCUUCACUGUGAACUUCAGUCAAGCCAACGUAAACAAGAGUGACAUUUUAUCAGGGAGCGAGAGGAGGAGGAGGAGGAGGAGGAGGAGGAGGAGGAGGAGGAGGGAAGGAAAAGAGGAGACGAAUAGGGUGGAAUUCGGUCUGAUGACCUACAUAACUCCGGGACAAGAGCAUUUCUUCAUCCGUUCAUUUUUCUUAACUAGUCUGUCGGAGUUUGUUACUCAAGGAAAAUACCAAUUUACAGGGCUCACCAGACUCGGAGGUGACCAGCCGGCCGACCGAGAGACCCGCAAUCUCUAGCCCCCUGGCACUGGCAGUCAUGUCAGGGUAAUAGGUGGCCCAUUAGGUCUCUCACAGGCAUGCAACAAGGUUCCAGUUUGUUAACUCUGCAAUCGCUCAGUCUUUUCACGCACACACAAAAAAGGAAACAGCAAAGCAGCGAAAUGCAGCAUUAUUGCUAUCUGUCUCAUUCUCAGCAUGUGCAGUAUGUGAGAACAACAUCAAGAGCCAGCCUUCCCUUAUUUCACACCCUAUGCUGUCUUCAUCAAUAAAUGACACAUUCACAUCACCAGUGGUGUAUGUGGUUAGCGCGGCGGUGGUUGUUGUUGUAGCACUGUUCUCUCAGAGCAGAGCUGAACUCUAUGUGAGGAACGACGGCAAUGCUCACUCACGGCCUCUCUCUGACUCGUGCUGUAGGUUGACCAUCAAUGCAGAGUGCCAGCUGCAGCUCCACAACUUCCCUAUGGAUGAGCACUCCUGUCCCUUGGUCUUCUCUAGCUGUGAGUAUUGUACAGCCAGGCAAUAA